AACAGUUGCACACUUUUGAAUUUUAUGAUGCCUACUUAUUUCUUAUUUAUAUCGAUUUUUAUUACCUUUAUUAUACCGGUAGCUUCGAUACAGUGCUGGGCAUUUUCACAAAUGGAUUAUGAAGGCAAGACGCAUACAGUCGGUAAGACAGCUAUCACCUGCAAUGGCCUUUAUUGUUUGACGCUUUCUGAGCAAGCAUCUUAUUUCACAGUGUUCAAUGGAACGUGUCCCGAUCCGACAGUGUCUAUUACAAAUUGUGAUACCAACGGAGUGAGCUGUCAAAAGGAAAAGCUUGGUGAUGUUGAUGUUAAAGCGUGUUGCUGUAAUUACGAUUUCUGCAAUUUAUCAGGACAGAGCUUUACUACUUUUUCAGCAAUAUAUGUUUUUUGCAUGUUCUUUUUCCUAUUUUGAAAAUUUAAAUAAUAAAAAAUUGACAAAAUAAAAAGUCAAUUUUCAGA
This is a messenger RNA of Caenorhabditis elegans, 458 nucleotides long. Its product is annotated as Activin_recp domain-containing protein. The transcript has 3 exons. The coding region runs from base 28 to 411 and encodes 127 amino acids. The record is from RefSeq and is marked reviewed. Lineage: Eukaryota; Metazoa; Nematoda; Chromadorea; Rhabditida; Rhabditidae.